AUGAUUCCUCGAAGACCCCCACCUCCGCCUGAUGACGGAGAUGAGAUGAUGCUGGUUUCCCCACCCGGUCAACAAGAGGACGAGAUAAAGAUCCGUGUUCUUGGGGUCAACGACCAAGGAAGUCUGGUGGUGCAAGAAAAAGAUGUUAACGAGUACGCCAGCGCCCUGGAGGACAUUGUCACGGGCACCCUUCAGAUGGACGUCCCCAAUUUAGAGGAACUGAUACUGGCUAUGGUGCGGUGGUACGAGCAUGAAGAACGGCCCAAGAUCAGUGGGUUGGAAAAGACCGAAGACGUGCAGAACCGGCUAAGAGAAGAGCUUCGCAACUGCCACGCCCAGUUAGAGGAAUUAUCGGGGCAGGAUGCGGCCAAUCAAGAGAUCGAAAAGAUCCGAAAGGAAAAUGAUGACGUAAGAACCGUAGUCUGGGGUUAA
Messenger RNA from Gregarina niphandrodes, 432 nucleotides. RefSeq lists its product as hypothetical. Bases 1 to 432 code for a protein of 143 amino acids. NCBI's taxonomy places the organism in Eukaryota, Apicomplexa, Conoidasida, Eugregarinorida, Gregarinidae. The record is from RefSeq and is a predicted model, not a curated record. The transcript is spliced from 3 exons.